AUGAAGCUUUUGGUUUUUACUUUGAUUGUAAAAGUUGUUGGUUACUGUAAGUUUUUAUCUUUUGGGUACAACAUUUUUACACAUAUUCCUCUCUUUCCCUUCUUCCUCAACUUAUAUUAAUAAUUGAAACCAAAAAAUUCAAAUUUUUAUUAGGUCCAUUAACCAUUAAACUCCCAAAAAUGUCAAAAUGUGAUAAAAACGUUUAAAAACCAUUUAUAAUCAUUCCUUGGCCUUUUUAUUACCUAUCAAAAACUAAAACUUCGGAAGUAAAUCAAGUAUAAAAAAGUAAUCAAAUACAAAUUUUAGACGCAUUUACAAUCCCCCUGCCGUUUGGCGGUAUCAACAUUGACAAGAAUGCUCAAGGAGAAACUUCCGUAGAUACUUUUUCAAAUUUAAACUUUUUUGGUUAUGGUGCUAACACUGGUUUUAAAGUGAAGGGCGGAGACAGUGGACUGACUCUUGAACGUAAGUUUGAUAUCGAUUUUCUAAAGAAUUUGUAAGUUUAUACAAAUUAUAAUGUUUUUAGUUAAUUUAUAUUUUCUACAACAAAAAAUUUUUAAAAAGUUUCAGCUAGAAAUGAAAUCUUAGUAAAAAACAAAAACUACGGUGUCAAUUCUACAUUCGGCUUUGAAAAAGAAAAAGGAAUUGCUGUAGACAGUGACGUUAGUGCUGGUGACAACACUUUUCAUGUAAGUUUAAAUUUACUGUAUCUAUAUACCUUUUGACUUUCGGCAAAUAUUAUUUAAAAAUCAACCCAAAUUAUUAAAAAAAAUUAUCUCCUUUAUGCCUCUUCACCAGCGCUUCUCUAGUGAUGUAAAAAUUUUAAGUUAUCUUACCGUUGUAAAUUUCUAGAUAUUAUUAAUACUUCUAUAAAUAAUUUAUAAGUUUACAAUUGAUGUAAGCUUUUUAUAGAUAGUAAACAAUUGGAAUAUUAUAGUUUAUCAAACGCAUUUAGCAUUUAUUCAGGCACAGCUUGUGUCAGCCUUUUUUAAGCUUUUUACGCUUCAAAAAACCUCUAGCCUUUAUUAUUACUUCAUCAAUUAUAAUGAAUAUUUAUUUACUUUGUCACCUACGCACGGUAGACACAGGCUGUUUUCAAAAAUUUUAAAAUUUUAGGGCUAUACACGGCUGUGGAUUUAAAAGUUCUUGAAAAAUGAAAGCUUUUCAUAAUAAAAAAUAACAUUUAGUAUUUUAGGGCGGUCUAGGCAAAGAGGGUCAAUUUAUCAACGAGAUUGGUCAAGCUACACAACAACAAGCUGCUGAAAGAAAAGCAUUGCCAGAAUCUGUUGGAAAGCUCGGAUAA
This is a messenger RNA of Bursaphelenchus okinawaensis, 1303 nucleotides long. NCBI's taxonomy places the organism in Eukaryota, Metazoa, Nematoda, Chromadorea, Rhabditida, Aphelenchoididae. The record is from the annotation of a GenBank genome assembly.